UGAUGUAAGCGAAUCGUGCCGUCAAAAAUAUCAACGCUAAUUGGUGCACUUUUACUGGCUUUAUAGGGCAGUGAAGAAAGCACACGAGUGAGACAUCGUACUAUGUCCGCCUCUCUCUGCUCAUGUGACGCCCAUUUCUGGUCACGUGACGAUGACGCGCCUCCUCCCAGCCAGUCCGACGCGGGAAGCUAAGCUAAGCUAAGCUAAGCUAGCCGCUAAGGAAGCUACUUCCGCCAGUGAGUCGGAGCUGGCGAGUGAACGCGGUGCCUCGAUGCGUCUCUUGCGGGGAGGAUGGCUGCCACACACACGGAGGAUGCUGAGGCUGUUCGGUGCCCUGGUUGUCAUCGGGCUGGUCAUGGCGUGCAUCGCCUCCUGGGUGCUGGACAGCUAUGACACGGCUUGGCAUCCCAAACGGAGCGUUCGGCAGCCAGCCGGCCGGGAUGGAGAUGACAGCAAGGGCAGCUCGCCACCAUUUCCAGGGGGGAAGCCGGACAAUAUCUUCUGGUUUGUGCAGGUGUCCGACAUCCACAUCAGCCGCUUCCGCGACCCGAGACGCAUCCCCGACUUUGAAAAGUUCUGCACCGACACCAUGGAGUUGAUAAAGCCCUCGCUCGUGCUUGUGACAGGGGAUCUGACAGACGCCAAGACGGAGAGCAAAGUGGGCUCGCUGCAGCACGAGGUGGAGUGGCAGGCCUACCACAACAUCCUCAAGAGGUCGCGCGUGAUGGAGCGCACGAGGUGGAUCGACAUCCGCGGCAAUCACGACGCCUUCAACAUAAUGUCACUGGACAGCGUCAACAACUAUUACCGAAAGUACUCGGCCAAUCAGAAGGUGGGCUCCUUCCAUUACGUCCACACGACUCCCUUCGGAAACUACUCCUUUGUGUGUGCGGACGCCACCCUGAUGCCAGGGCCCAAGAGGCCGUACAAUUUCUUUGGUAUUCUCAAUCAGACUCAGAUGGACAAACUGGACACAUUCAGAGCGGAGAGUCUAAAAAGCAACCAGUCCAUCUGGUUCGGACACUACACCACGUCCACCAUCGUUUCCCCGUCACCGGGCGUGCGGGAGAUGAUGAGGUCAGCCAUCGCCUAUCUGUGCGGUCACCUGCACACGCUGGGCGGCCUGAUGCCCAUCCUCCACAGUCGACAUCCCAGCGGCGCCUUGGAGCUGGAGCUUGGAGACUGGAUGGACAACCGCAAGUACAGGAUCCUGGCUUUUGACCACGACCUGCUGAGUUUCUCAGACCUGAGAUUUGAACAGUGGCCCGUGGUGCUCAUCACUAACCCCAAGGACCGGCAGUACUUGCAUCCAGGACUGGAACCUGUGGGCCGCAUACGGAGGUCCACACACAUCAGGAUUUUGGCUUUCUCAGAGGCGGCCAUCUUGACGGUGCAGGUUAGCGUGGACGGCGAGCCUUUAGGGACAGCACAGCCUGCUGGAGGCCCCCUCUACGUGCUGCCAUGGCAACCGUCGCGCUACCUCACCGGGCUGCACACCAUCCGAGUUCAGGUGGAGGACUCACGGGGGCGGUCCAGCGUGCAGGAGCAGCACUUCUCCCUGGGCGACGACGACGUGACGCCCAGCUUUGGCUUCGUCCAGUCCUUCAUCCUGCUGACGGACCACUACGUGGUGGGCCGGGUGGCCUUCGUGUUCACAAUGCUGCUUAACGUGGGCGUGCUGCUGUGCUUCAGGUUCAUGCGCACCUUGUCUGGCCGAGGACUGUCCUCUGCUGUGUGCACCUCACUACGGCUGGUCAGUAAAGUGGACAGCUUCUUCUACUCCCUGCUGCUCUUCAACCUGUGCACGGCCUUAGGGCCGUGGUUCAUCGGCGAGCUGAUCGACGGCCACAGCGGCGCCUGCUUCGCCUUCGGGAUGUUCAUCGACGGUCACUUCCUGGAGGGAAGCCUCACCUACGUCGUGGGAGUCGUUCAGCUGCUCUUCUUCAACAUGCCGCUCACCUUCUACCUGUGCUGGACCCUCCACCACCGUUGCCGCGGCAACACCUUCUGCUCCAUGCUGCUGCGGCCGGGCUGCCGCUGGCGGAGCGCAGGUGUGCACCUGCUCAUGCUGCUGCUGCUCACCUGGCAGGCCCACUCCUGCUACUUCCUGCUGGAGACCUACGGCCCUGUGGCCUUCUUCCUGUCGCCGGUGCGCAUGUGGGCGCUCGGAAUGGGCGUGCUGCUGGUCUACCGCGCCUGGACAUGCCCCGCCCCUUUCCUGGGCAGCAAGAGCAUGCCGCUGUCUUGACAUGUUGCCUUGGCCCGCCGCCGCCACCACCGCCGCCGCCACCACCUCGCCCGCCACUGCCAAAGGACGCGUGCAAGAAGCCCUGCUAGUGACAGCUGGACGUGCCAACAAUCAAUAAGAAGCUGGUUUACACUCUUCUCUCGCCUAACAAUCACGCAUCAUAUCCUCCCUCUCACGUGACCACGGCCAGACAGGAUUCUCAGGAAGUCUCUGUAGGACAUCUUUUAUACUCCACAGUAGCUCCACUAAGAAAGCAGGAAUAUAAAGUAGAACGUGCGGUGGCUUGCAGAAAACAACAAAAGGUGAAUGUGUUUUAGCUGUGAAAUGAACCUCGAUGCUGUUGUUUUUUUUUAAUUUAUGAUGAUCAUUUAGUGUGAUUCCACUCUUUAUGCACUGGGGGGGGGGGGGGGUAAAGUAUUCUAACAUUGUGCAAAGUACUUCUAGUGGCCAAACUGUCUUUUCAUACAAUCAUGUCUUUUUCAUCCCAAACAUAGCUUUUAAGAAGGAAAUAUGUGUGAAGUUGCACCUCCAUCAAGGACACUAUUACAAAUAACAAAACAUGUACGUUUGUUACAUUUUCUGACUUUUGUCAAAAUCUCCCAAAACAUAGCCAACUUGUUUGUGCUACAAUUUUUUACUCUAUUAGGUUUUUUUUAUGUUAUUAACUAGAGAUGUCCGAUAAUAUCGGCCGGCCGAUAAAUGCUUUAAAAUGUAAUAUCGGAAAUUAUCGGUAUUGGUUUUUUUAUUAUCGGUAUCGGGUUUUUUUUUUUUAAAUUUUUUUUUUUUUUUUAAUUAAAUCAACAUAAAAAACACAAGAUACACUUACAAUUAAUGCACCAACCCAAAAAACCUCCCUCCCCCAUUUACACUCAUUCACACAAAAGGGUUGUUUCUUUCUGUUAUUAAUAUUCUGGUUCCUACAUUAUAUAUCAAUAUAUAUCAAUACAGUCUGCAAGGGAUACAGUCCGUAAGCACACAUGAUUGUGCGUGCUGCUGCUCCACUAAUAGUACUAACCUUUAACAGUUAAUUUGACUCAUUUUCAUUCAUUACUAGUUUCUAUGUAACUGUUUUUAUAUUGUUUUACUUUCUUUUUUAUUCAAGAAAAUGUUUUUAAUUUAUUUAUUUUAUUUUAUUAAUAAAAAAAAAAAAAAGGACCUUAUCUUCACCAUACCUGGUUGUCCAAAUUAGGCAUAACAAUGUGUUAAUUCCACAACUGUAUAUAUCAGUAUCUGUAUCGGUUGAUAUCGGUAUCGGUAAUUAAAGAGUUGGACAAUAUCGGAAUAUCGGAUAUCGGCAAAAAGCCAUUAUCGGACAUCCCUAUUAUUAACAUGUUAUUAUUCAUAACCAGCCCAGACACCCGGUCAACAUUCCCCCAAACUUGUCUAAACGUUUGUGCUACGAUUUCGGAUUUGUCUAACUAUUAUCGUUUGUAUGUAAUACUAACAGGUUACUUCAGGGGGCGGCAACCCAAAAUGUUGAAAGAACCAUAUUGGACCACAAAUACAAAAAAGUAAUCUGUAUGGAGCUGCAAAAAAUAAAAAAUACUUAUAUAAGUGUUAUAAUGAUGGCAACACAUGAUGUAAGGAGCUAAUUAGCUAUAUUAGCCUACCGUAUUUUUUGGAGUAUAAGUCGCUCUGGAGUAUAAGUCGCACCCCCGGCCAAACUAUGAAAAAAACUGUGACUUAUAGUCCGAAAAAUACAGUACGUCUUUAUCAUCCCAAACAUAGCUUUUAAGAAAAAAAAAAAUUUAUUUAUUUUUUUUUAUUUAAAAAUUUUUUUUUUUUUUUUUUUUUUAGAAAACAACAACAUGAAAGAGUCUCACAUGUCAAGGCAACUAUUAAAAAUAACAAAACAUUUAUGUUUGUUAUGUUAAGUUGUUCUAAAAUACAUUUUCUGACUAUUGUCCAAAUCUCCCCAAACAUAGCCCACUUGUUUAAAUGUUAUUAACGUGUUACUAUUCAUAACCAGCCCACACACCCGGUCAACAUUCCCCCAAACUUGUCCAAACAUUUGUGCUACAAUUUUAGAUUUUUCUAACUCCGGGGCCGGCAACCCAAAACGUUGAAAGAGCCAUAUUGGACCAAAAAUACCAAAAAGUAAUCUGUAUGGAGCUGCAAAAUAAUAAAAAGACUUAUAGAAGUGUUAUAAUGAUGGCAACACAUGAUGUAAGUAGCUAGAUUAGCCUACUAUCAAAAUGACUGUGUCGCAUUUCAUUUGUUUCUGUGUUGAUGUUGAAAUAUAAUAUUUAUUCUACACAUUUUUACAACAUUGGAAAACAUUAGUAAAACUUCCCAGAGGGUGAGAUAACUCCUGGAAAUGACCAAAGGUAAAGAUGUGUGUGUCCAAGUUAAAGGAAGCAGCAGGCUGUCUUCUUUUAGUACAUUUAUUACAAUCUUUGGCAAGCUAGGUAAUGUUUGCUGUGGUCUGGAACAACUAUCGGACAUGCAGCCAAUAUUACAUACAGAUAAUUUGUCAUUAAAAGUAAACUAAAUACACAGAGGACAUAAGUAAAGGGAAUCAAAUAUAGCCACAAACGAGGCACAAUGACGCAAUAUGUACAUACAGCUAGCCUAAAUAGCAUGUUAGCAUUGAUUAGCUUGCAGUCAUGCACUGACCAAACAGGCCUGAUUAGCACUCCAACAAGUCAACGACAUCAACAAAAGCUCACCUUUGUGCAUUCAUGCACAGCAUAAAACGUUUGGUGAACAAAACGAGACAAAGGAGUGGAAGAUUGUACAUGUAAACAAACUGUUGCGUCACAGUCCACUCUACGGUGAGUUCAAGAACCGCCGAAAUGAGUAGGACAAAAGGAUGUCGACCAACAAUUAAACUGUGGUAGUUCUAACAAUUGGGAAGGUUUGUGUCAUGUUUGUCCUCAAACAUACAAAAAGAAACAAAUUAUUUCCCCCUUUUUUCCAUUUUCAACCCUUUUUAAAAAAUGCUCCAGGGAGCCACUAGGGCGGCACUAAAGAGUCGCAUGAAAAAAAAAAAAAAGGGUGUUCAGCAUGGUUAGAAAAAUAGUGACAGAGAAUAGAAAGAGGAUGGACAAUUCAACCCUUAACAAAGUAUUGUACUUUCAAGUACAACAAUGAGUAGGUGUGUGUGUGUGUGUGUGUGUGUGUGUGUGUGUGUGUGUGUGUGUGUGUGUGUGUGUGUGUGUGUGUGUGUGUGAAUAAAUGAACACUAAAAUUCAAGUAUUU
This is a messenger RNA of Entelurus aequoreus (snake pipefish), 5449 nucleotides long. RefSeq names its product transmembrane protein 62-like. NCBI's taxonomy places the organism in Eukaryota, Metazoa, Chordata, Actinopteri, Syngnathiformes, Syngnathidae. The record is from RefSeq and is a predicted model, not a curated record. Bases 272 to 2248 code for a protein of 658 amino acids. Gene Ontology annotation, molecular function: hydrolase activity. The transcript is spliced from 15 exons.